AUGAAGACUAAGGAUCCGAAUCGAAAACCCAAUUCGAUUUCCGGGCGACCUGUAAGAAAACCUGGUCAAACGAAUCAAACCCAGACAAGGAUUGUGAUUGAGAAUAUCUACGAGAGCAGAGCUGAGCCAAGUGAUGGCGUGGCGGUGCAGAUGACCCUCUUGUUCUUCACAGCCCGUCCCACCUUUUGGGUUCGAGCCUCCAAGAUCGCCAUUUCCCAUUUCCACAGUCUUUCCCAUGGAGGAGCUCGACCUCAAAUAGAGGUAAUAUCAAACCCAGAGGCUUGGUUUGUUAAGGUUGUUUGCACUCUCUUUGUUCGCUCGCAUGCUUUGGAUUCGUACUUGGGUUAUCUUAGUAAGAACUUGACGCCUUCUAUUGCUUUCGAGGUUAUUAGACGGCUAAACCAUCCGAAACUGGGGUUGAAGUUCUUUGAGCUUAGUAGGCUCAGUUUGAGUGUUAACCAUAGUGUAUGGACGUACAAUUUUCUUUUGAGGUCUCUAUGUCAAAUUGGUCUUCAAGAUUCUGCUAAGUUGGUGUUUGAUUACAUGAGGAGUGACGGUCAUGCGCCUGAUGAUUCGAUUGUAGAACUAUUGGUAUCAUCCUAUGCCCAAAUGGGCAAGUUAAAUAACGCUGAGAAACUUCUUGAUGAGGUUCACUGUGGUGAGGUUAGAUUGUCGCCUUUUGUGUACAAUAACUUGUUCAAUGUGUUGGUUAAGCAGAAUAAAGUAGAGGAGGCUGUUUGCUUAUUUAGAAAGCAAAUGGGUUCGCAUUGUCGUCCAGAUAGUUGGACUUUCAAUAUUCUAAUUCGAGGUUUAUGCAAAAUUGGAGAAAUUGAUAAGGCUUUUGAGUUUUUCAGUGAUAUGGAGAGUUUUGGUUGUUACCCUGAUAUCGUUACAUACAACACACUAAUUAGUGGACUUUGUAGGGCUAAUGAGGUAGAUAGAGGGUGUCAUUUACUCAAGGAGGUUCAGUCAAGAAUCGAACUUUCACCGGAUGUUAUAACUUUUACGUCAGUCAUAUCAGGCUACUGCAAAUUGGGUAAGAUGGAGGAGGCCUCUGUUCUUUUUGAUGAGAUGAAUAAUUCUGGAGUUGGACCAACUUCUGUUACUUUUAAUGCAUUGAUUGAUGGAUUUGGUAAGUCUGGUAACAUGAUUUCUGCACUUGCUAUGUAUGAGAAAAUGCUCUUUCAUGGUUAUCGUCCGGAUGUUAUAACCUUCACUUCCCUAAUUGAUGGCUAUUGUCGAGCUGGGAAACUGAGUCAGGGAUUAAAGCUUUGGCAAGAGAUGAAUGCAAAAAAUGUAUCUCCCUCUGCAUAUACGUUCUCUGUCCUUAUUAAUGCUUUGUGCAAGGAGAAUAGACUACAGGAGGCACAUGAGUUUCUGAGGCAAUUGAAGUGGAGUAAUGUCAUUCCACGACCGUUUAUAUAUAACCCUGUGAUAGAUGGAUUUUGUAAGGCUGGCAAUGUUGAUGAGGCAAACCUAAUUGUAGCAGAGAUGGAGGAGAAGAGAUGUAGCCCUGAUAAAGUGACAUUUACCAUUCUCAUACUCGGGAAUUGUAUGAAAGGGAGAAUGUCAGAGGCAAUUAGCAACUUUAAAAGGAUGUUGGCGAUUGGAUGUGCCCCAGACAACAUCACUGUAAAUUCUUUGAUAUCUUGCCUCAUGAAGGCUGGGAUGCCUAAUGAAGCCCAUCACAUUAAGAAAAUUGCAUAUAAGGAUCUGAAAUUGGCUGCUCUACCACAAAAGUGGAAUUGGAACACUGCUUGCAGUGGUUGGACAAGAUCCUCCCACAAUGGUAGUUCAAGUAUCAGAAUGAAGCAUGGGCAGUUUGUGACACAAAUGAGUCGACAACUAGUAAGUGCUUUGCCCAUGUUCAUUUUUAGUCGAGACUGUAUAUUAGCCUUGCCAUACAACUUUUGCUCAAUGAUACAAUUCUUCGAUAGGCCAGCCCUACACUCCGCAAGGUUAUACUUGUUCAUGUUCCGGCUUCUCAGCCACCAUGGAUCUAGUGUCAUGGCAAGGCAAAGGGAAGUGGGAGGGAGGAAUUACAAAGCUUCAUAA
Prunus armeniaca (apricot) is the source of this 2055-nucleotide messenger RNA. The record is from the annotation of a GenBank genome assembly. NCBI's taxonomy places the organism in Eukaryota, Viridiplantae, Streptophyta, Magnoliopsida, Rosales, Rosaceae.